Messenger RNA from Trematosphaeria pertusa, 561 nucleotides. RefSeq lists its product as uncharacterized. The transcript is spliced from 2 exons. The record is from RefSeq and is a predicted model, not a curated record. Lineage: Eukaryota; Fungi; Ascomycota; Dothideomycetes; Pleosporales; Trematosphaeriaceae. The coding region runs from base 1 to 561 and encodes 186 amino acids.
AUGCGUAUACCCGCGUGUUAUGCGCCGCUUCAAGUCGACCCAAAGAUUGACUUUCCUAGUCUUUACGAGGAAUUGGUCGGGACAUUCCCGAAGCCAGAGCCAGUCGUCACGAUCGCAAACACCGACACGGCCAGGAACUUGCCGAGGCCCCGCCAAUACUUUGCGUACUUCUCGCCAGCGCAGUGGCGACGCUCCCAAGAGAUUUACGAACAGUACAAGGGAUUAUACGACAAUGGCCAGAUGAGGACGUACGCGGAUGACGGCUGGAAGGUAUUUGUGUAUACUACGCCAUACGAUGAAGAGCCCUUGUCUAUAUGGGUAGGGGCGAAACCUCUUCAACUAGUUGCGCAGAGACAAAGACGUCAAAGGAUAAGGAGCCUGAAUAUCCCCGACAGUACGAAGAGUCCGCUGAGCGAGGAACUCGUCGAAGCGGCUACCAUCAAGCCCUUCAAGAUUGAGAAGUUCGACUGGCGUAAGCUCGAUAUUAACCUGGAUAUCCUUAGCCAGUCGGAGCACAGCUCCCACUUCAAAGGCAUCACCUUGUACUCCAGCGGAAACUAA